Messenger RNA from Salvelinus sp. IW2-2015, 4492 nucleotides. RefSeq names its product integrin beta-1. Lineage: Eukaryota; Metazoa; Chordata; Actinopteri; Salmoniformes; Salmonidae. Gene Ontology annotation, molecular function: fibronectin binding; integrin binding; laminin binding. Gene Ontology annotation, cellular component: cell surface; integrin complex; focal adhesion. The record is from RefSeq and is a predicted model, not a curated record. Gene Ontology annotation, biological process: cell migration; integrin-mediated signaling pathway; cell adhesion mediated by integrin.
UCCUGUGUGGGCGGUCCUAGAUAAGAAGAAAUGACUGUAAAUCGUCGUCCACUUUUUUGAAGGAYAAAAUAUUUCGCCCUAGACUGAGGAUCUAUUGUAACGUGUUCGGGCUAGCUGCCCCUAGUAAAAUAAUUUACAUCCUGCUUUUCCUCGACUUUUUUGUAUUUUGAACGGGGCAAGCAUAAUUUUAAACGGAUAAGGCACAUCGCUGACACUUUGCGGUAUUUCCUUCCGUGAAUAACAGUUUUUUUCUCUCGAAAAAGCGCACGGGAUACUUUUWUUCUCAGUAAAUGCUGCUCUGAAAUUAUAAACAAAGACAAAAACACGAGUCAAGAUGGAUCUGAAGCUACUUUCUAUAGCAACAUUAUUAGGAAUCCUAUGUUUCUGCAGUGCACAGCAAGAGGGCAGUGAUUGCAUCAAGGCGAAUGCACAAUCAUGUGGGGAAUGCAUCCAGGUCGCAGAGAAAUGUGGAUGGUGUACAGAUGCUGACUUCCUGAAGCAGGGGGAGUCUAAGUCAGCCCGCUGUGAUGAGCUGAAGUCCCUGAUCACGAAGGGCUGCAGUAAGGCCAAGAUCGAGAACCCCCGGGGCAGUAUCUCCAUCGACAAGGACAAGCCCGUCACCAACCGCAAGAAGGACGUGGCUGAGAAGCUGAAGCCUGACCAGAUCACUCAGAUCCAGCCCCAGAAACUCAGCCUCAACCUCCGAUCCGGUGAGGCCCAGACGUUUAAGCUGAAGUUCAAGCGGGCAGAGGACUACCCCAUCGACCUCUACUACUUAAUGGACCUCUCCUUCUCCAUGAAAGACGAUUUGGAGAACGUCAAGAACCUCGGGACUGACCUGAUGCGUGAGAUGCAGGAGAUCACGUCAGACUUCAGGAUAGGUUUCGGCUCAUUUGUGGAGAAGACUGUGAUGCCCUACAUCAGCACCACCCCAGCCAGGCUGUUGAACCCCUGCACGGGCAAUGAGAACUGUACCAGCCCCUUCAGCUAUAAGAACGUGCUCAAGUUGACCGAGAAUGGGCAGCAGUUCAACAGCCUGGUCAGCAAGCAGCAGAUCUCUGGAAACCUGGACUCCCCUGAGGGAGGCUUCGAUGCCAUCAUGCAGGUGGCCGUCUGUGGGGAUGCCAUUGGCUGGAGGAACGUCACUCGCCUGCUGGUGUUCUCCACUGACGCUGGGUUCCACUUUGCUGGAGACGGCAAACUGGGCGGCAUCGUUCUGCCCAACGAUGGGAAGUGUCAUCUGGAAAACAACAUGUACACCAUGAGCCAUUACUACGACUAUCCCUCCAUUGCCCAUUUGGUCCAGAAACUGAGCGACAACAACAUUCAGACCAUUUUUGCAGUUACUGAGGAAUUCCAGCCUGUUUACAAGGAACUGAAGAACCUCAUCCCCAAGUCUGCAGUAGGAACCCUGUCCUCCAACUCCAGCAACGUCAUCAAGCUCAUUAUCGAUUCUUACAAUUCUCUUUCAUCUGAAGUCAUUCUGGAGAACAACAAGGUGCCUGAAGGUGUGUCCAUAAAAUACAAGUCCAUCUGCAAGAAUGGCGUGGUUGGUACGGGAGAGAACGGAAGAAAAUGCUCUAACAUCUCCAUUGGAGACGAGGUGUCCUUUGACAUUACCAUCGAGUCCCAGAAGUGUCCAUCUCAAGGCAAGUCAGAGACCAUUAGGAUCAAGCCGCUGGGUUUCAAUGAGGAUGUGGAGAUCGUCCUCAACUUCAUCUGCGAAUGUGAAUGUUCCAAAGGCGGAGAACCUCUCAGCAAGAUCUGCCACAAUGGCAACGGGACCUUUGAGUGUGGAGCCUGCAGGUGCAACGAAGGACGUAUCGGCAGACUGUGUGAGUGCAGCACAGACGAGGUGAGGACAGACGACCUGGACGGUAACUGUCGGAAGGACAACGGUACAGACAUCUGCAGCAACAACGGAGACUGUGUGUGUGGAACUUGUGAGUGUAAGAAGAGGGAGAACCCCGAGGAACGGUACAGCGGGAAAUUCUGCGAGUGUGACAACUUCAACUGUGACCGCUCAAACAACAAACUAUGUGGAGGACAUGGGCGUUGUGAGUGCAGGGUGUGUAUCUGCGAUGCCAACUACACGGGCAGCGCCUGCGACUGUUCCCUGGACACCUCCACCUGCCUGGCAGCCAAUAAGCAGAUAUGUAAUGGCCGGGGCACCUGCGAGUGUGGCGUCUGCAAAUGCACCAACCCCAAGUUCCAGGGCCCCACCUGUGAGAUCUGCCCCACCUGCCCCGGAGUCUGCGCUGAGCACAAGGAGUGUGUUCAGUGCCGGGCCUUUGAGACUGGAGAGAAGAAGGACACGUGUCAGAGGGACUGCAGCUAUUUCAACCUGAUCAGAGUGAAGGAUCGGGACAAGCUGCCCCAGCCAGCCGACCAGUCCUACCCCCUAUCCCACUGUAAGGAGAGGGACGCCAACGACUGCUGGUUCUACUACACCUACGCCGUUAGGAACGACACAAUGAGGGAGGUCUACGUGGUCGAGACUCUGGAGUGCCCAGCGGGCCCUGACAUCAUCCCCAUCGUGGCUGGCGUGGUGGCGGGCAUUGUUCUCAUCGGCCUGGCCCUACUGCUCAUCUGGAAGCUGCUCAUGAUCAUCCACGACCGCAGAGAGUUCGCCAAGUUCGAGAAGGAGAAGAUGAACGCCAAAUGGGACACGCAAGAGAAUCCUAUAUACAAGAGCCCUAUAAAUAAGUUCCAGAAUCCAAGCUAUGGGCGUAAAGGCGUGGUCUUAUAAGUCUACGGUGAGAAUCCCAUCUACAAGAGUGCUGUAACAACUGUUGUCAAUCCAAAAUACGAGGGCAAAUGAUGGAGCAUCCUCUCUGUCAUUACAACACUGUAUGCAAAAUAAUAUUUGGGGGGGGUUUAUGUUCACGGUUUGUUUUUGUAGUCACCAAAUAAUAGCAGUGCAUUUUGCCACUAUUUCAGUAUGUUUUACUAACUUUUUUUCUAUGCAUCGUUUGAAUUGAAAAAUUGUACAGUAUGUAUAAACUUGGGUUUUUACUUUUUUGUGGAACUUGGCGGAAUGUUUUUAAACUGAUUUUAUUUUUGCCACAGGACUGGCAAGGUCAUUGAAGGUGUGGUUGUGCCUUUCAUAGAACCGUGGAGCCAUUCUUUCUGUUUUUGAGGGUGAAAUUGGAUGUCGAUAUGGGACAAGAUACGUAGCGAUAGCUGGCCAUUAGGACAGCAGUAAAUUGUAAUGUGUACAGUUUGUAGGAAAUUCUGUGUAAAGCCAUAUUUUAGUCACAGAAAAGGGCUCGAAGCAAAGGCUGGAAGCAAAUGUUAAUCAAUUUAUUCUUCAACCUGAACAAUCAAUUUAAAUGUUUAUUUUUUAAAGAUAUUGUCAUGAUAUUUGUAAAUCUUUAUAAAUAAAAUGACAUUAAUGUACAUUGGUAGUAUUAUGGGCUCCAGGUUUAAAUUGUUUAGUUUUAAAGAACUCAGGUCCCUAUUGAACUUAAUUAAUAGCGAUGCCAAAUAUUACAGAACUCACUAGCUUGUUUGCAAGCAAUAUGCCUUAUUUUAAGUGUCUUGCUUCAGUUACAGAAAUUGAGUUCUGAAUGGGGUUCUGAAUGGUUUAUUACUUGACCUGUAUCCUCAGCGUGUUUUUUUCUUUUUUUACUGUCAAAUAAUUAUCUUCUAAUUUAGAUGGUUUAAUCAAACUCUUCCAUUGAAUAAUGGUGACUACAUUUCAGUUAUAAAGAUCAGUGUUAAGGGAGUGACGUCAUUCAGAUCUUUGUAGAAUUUCAAACAUCCCACUUAGUUGUAAGAACACAAUCUCCACACUGUUUUUAAAGUGCCUUUUUAUUUCAUCACAUUCACAUUUUGCUUUACUUUAUUUCUGAAAUUAUUUAUUAAAGUUCCAAAACAAAUUACCCCAAAAUUGUUACAUGCUGCAUGUGUGUGUUAAUUAUUGUCAUUUGUCAUUGCUUUCUUUUUGUUAGAAAGAUGCCAAGGAAUGUUUGGCUCAUUGUGGCCUAGGCCUCUGAUCCAGCUUUCAACUCACUGCUCAUCUUAUGCUACCCACAUGUUUUCUGCAGUUUAACAGAUGCAUUUCACGUCUUGUUUUGGCCAAUUCAUGCAUUUUCCAACUCCGGAUAAAUCUCGGGAUAGUGUCUCCUGAUCUGAACAACAGAAAUACAGCUGCCACAGUUUUCAGAUGCUGCACUGCCUAAUGAGUAAUGAGCAUUCGUAGAUACUUGUCAUAUGGCAUCAGCACUGCCACUGUAGCUAGGAGGGGGAAACAAGGCCCUUCCACAGGACACAGUUGGUGCAUACAGUGGGUUUGAACAUUGGUAUCAGGAGUUGGAAGCUCGGCUCCAAUAUAGGUUGGGAGAAUGCCCAAUGGUUGAAGUUAGUUUUCUGUUGUGUUAAACGGUCUCCCUUGCAAAAGAGGUCUGACGUUAGUGGGUCUUUCUGGCUAAUUUUGUUUGUUUUGUGAAUAGUUCCAUCACAGAAUAAAAUUCUAAUCCUGUAAAUGAUA